UUGAGAACCGAGCACAUUUCGAGAUGGGUGUUACAAAAGUGCUAGUAAUAGCGUCGAUUGCGGUAGUAUUGAUGGCAGUUUACUUGAAAGGGAAAUCUCUAUUCGAAGUACCGCCUCUACCUCAGCUAGAAGAUACUUGGUGGGGUCCUAGAGACCCAUCCAAGGAGGAUGGCGAGAUUAGGCCCUUCAAAAUCAAUGUUUCUGAUGAGGUAAUAUGUAAAACCUUCUUCCAGAUACUCAAAGACCUGCAGCAAAGGCUGGCCAACGCCCUACCCUUCCAGGAACCUCUGGAAGGCGUGAAGCAGCACUACGGCAUUAACACUCACCUUCUGAAGAACAUCGUCGACUUCUGGAGAACGAAAUACAACUGGAGGGAGAGGGAGAAGUUCCUCAAUCAGUACCCCCAGUUCACGGUGAGCGUGCAGGGGUUGAGGAUCCACUAUUUGCACGUCAAACCAAAGGAAACCAAGGGGGUGAAGGUGUUGCCCUUACUUUUGCUCCAUGGCUGGCCUGGGUCGAUCAGGGAGUUCUACGAGAUCAUCCCUCUCCUGACCACCCCCCAGAAAGGAAGAGAUUUCGUUUUUGAGCUUAUAGUUCCUUCCUUACCAGGCUAUGGUUUCUCAGAGGCAGCAGUUGGACCAGGGUUAGGCGCUAUCCAAAUGGCUGUCGUCUUCAAGAACCUCAUGGCUCGAUUGGGAUACCAAAAGUACUACCUCCAAGGCGGCGAUUGGGGCGCUGUUAUAGUCCAACAUAUGUCUACACUCUUUCCAGAGAGGAUAAUAGGGGUCCAUUCGAAUAUGUGCGUUAUCCACAAUACCCUGUCAAACUUGAAGUGGUUUUUGGGCAGUUUCUAUCCUUCCCUGAUCGUCAGCAAAGAAUUGGAACACAGAGUGUAUCCUUUGUCGGAGAAGUUUUCCUUUUUUAUGCUGGAGUUUGGGUACAUGCAUCUACAGUGCACCAAGCCCGACACUGUAGGGGUUGCAUUAAGGGAUAGCCCUGUGGGUUUGGCAGCCUACAUUUUGGAGAAGUUCACGACCUGGACAAACCCAGAUUGGAAAGACCUAGACGACGGGGGGCUGACGAAAAAAUACUCUCUGACCAAUCUUCUGGAUAACGUGAUGAUAUACUGGGUGUCUAGGUCUAUUACUACCUCGAUGAGGCUCUAUGCUGAAACCUCAAAUAAAGCUCAGAGCAGUAUUCCAAUAGACAGAAUACCAGUGCAAGUACCAAGUGGUUGUGCUAGAUUUUCUCAUGAAUUAUUUAUCCAACCUGACUUCGUAUUAAGAGGCAAAUACAACAAUUUGAUUCAUAUUUCGGAUCUCGAGGGAGGUCACUUCGCGGCAUUCGAAGCUCCCGAAGUCCUCUCUGAAGACGUUUUUGCCUUCACGGAAAAAGUGGAGGCUUUGAGAGAGUCCAGCAAAUGAAUGACUGUGUUUUGUUGUUGAUAGUGUUUGUUUUUGUAUAUUUUUCUCAAUAAACAAAUAUCUUACAAAUUA
Molecule: messenger RNA, 1496 nt
Organism: Anoplophora glabripennis (Asian longhorned beetle)
Lineage: Eukaryota; Metazoa; Arthropoda; Insecta; Coleoptera; Cerambycidae
Product: juvenile hormone epoxide hydrolase 1-like
Exons: 5
Coding region: 24-1424 (466 amino acids)
Biological process (GO): epoxide metabolic process
Molecular function (GO): epoxide hydrolase activity
Source: RefSeq, a predicted model, not a curated record